This is a messenger RNA of Geodia barretti, 361 nucleotides long. The record is from the annotation of a GenBank genome assembly. Lineage: Eukaryota; Metazoa; Porifera; Demospongiae; Tetractinellida; Geodiidae.
GAAACAAACACUCUCAGUUGGAAUGCUGCGAUGCAUUUGAGCAUGGAGGAUUGGCUGCUGUAACAGUUGUGGAUGAUCACAGUGGAACUUGUGUCCCCUGCUCAACAAUCACUGCAAAUAGGUAUCAGUGUUAUCAAGGGUCUACCGCUGCUGGUUUAUGUGAUGGAGCACCAGUUGGUUCAUUCGACACUCCAGAGCAGUGCUGUGGGAACACGGGUGGCCUUGAUUAUGCAGACCCCUCUGGGACCUGCUUUAGCUGUGCUGAUGUUGGAGGUCUUAUAAAGAGUGCAUGUGUGGAGACUAGCAGGUGCAAUGGAGCUAACUUGGAUACAACAAAUAUACUUGAAAGCGGUAGAGAUUG